Molecule: messenger RNA, 1857 nt
Organism: Penicillium longicatenatum
Lineage: Eukaryota; Fungi; Ascomycota; Eurotiomycetes; Eurotiales; Aspergillaceae
Product: sugar porter family MFS transporter
Exons: 4
Coding region: 1-1857 (618 amino acids)
Biological process (GO): transmembrane transport
Cellular component (GO): membrane
Molecular function (GO): myo-inositol:proton symporter activity
Source: RefSeq, a predicted model, not a curated record
AUGGCGGAGAAGAACAAAACCUUGGACGAACAGCCGGUUGCUGACUUUGUGCUGCAGCGCGAUUUCGGCAAUGCGGCCGAGCGCGCCCGUCGCAAUCUUAAUGCUAAGCUCUCGAAUCCGCUUGCCGGGUAUAGCCACGCCGAGCUGCGGAAGCAGGGUCGUGUUUUUGCGCUCAAUCAUGAGAUAGGCGAAGAGGAGGACGUUCGUGCCUUUGAACUGGGCGCGGUGUUGGCUCAAGCCCCAGAGCGCUUUGCGAGUAUAGAGGGCUUGACGGCUCAUGAAAAAGCAAUACUGCUUCACGAGGUCGAGCACCGAUGGUCCCAACCGAAGAAAAUGUAUUUGGUGAUUGUGUUGUGUUCGCUUUCUGCUGCUGUUCAGGGAAUGGACGAAACCACCAUCAACGGUGCCCAGCUUUGGUAUAAACAUCAAUUUGGAAUCGCAGAUGACAGUGCCCGAAGUACUUGGAUCUUAGGUCUGAUCACCUCAGCGCCCUAUCUCUGCUGUGCUUUCAUCGGUUGCUGGCUCACAGUCCCAUUCAAUCAAUGGUUUGGUCGACGCGGAACCAUCUUCAUUACAUGUGCCUUUAGUGCCCUGUCCGUUUUCUGGUCCGGCUUCGCAUCGGAAUGGUGGAACCUGUUCCUCUCGCGCUUUGCAUUGGGCUUUGGUAUUGGUCCUAAGUCCGCUACUGUCCCCAUCUACGCAGCCGAGACAGUCCCAUCAUCUAUCCGCGGUGCCUUGGUGAUGCAAUGGCAGAUGUGGACUGCGUUCGGUAUCAUGCUGGGAUAUGUAGCGGAUUUGGCAUUCUAUCAGAUUACUGAUCCUCGCACAAUCGUGGGUCUCAACUGGAGAUUCAUGAUGGGAUCUGCUAUCAUUCCAGCUGUCAUCGUUUUGACUUUUGUUUUUUCAUGUCCCGAGUCGCCGCGUUGGUAUAUGAGUCAGAAUCAGUAUUACCGCGCUUACGAGUCGAUGUGCUCGUUGCGGCAUCAUAAAAUCCAGGCGGCGAGAGACAUGUUUUAUAUGCAUACGUUGCUGGAAGCGGAGAAGAGUAUGAAACUUGGACAGAAUUCGAUAAUGGAGCUUGUCAAAGUACCUCGAAAUCGGCGAGCUAUGAUCGCUUCGCAAAUUCUCAUGUUCAUGCAGCAGCUUUGUGGUGUCAAUGUAAUAGCAUACUACUCAUCAGCAAUCUUCAUGGACGCAAACCUCUCCGCCGUUUCAUCCAUGCUCGUCUCCUUCGGCUGGGGCGUAAUAAACUGGCUCUUCUCAAUCCCAGCAAUCUACACAAUCGACACAUUCGGCCGCCGCAAUCUCCUUCUGGUAACAUUCCCCCUAAUGUCACUAGCAAUGUUCUUCACAGGCUUUAGCCUUUGGAUACCAGAAGACCACAGCGCCAGAAUCACAUGCAUAGUACUAGGAACCUACCUCUUCGGUAUGGUCUACUCUCCCGGCGCUGGCCCAGUACCAUUCACCUACUCCGCGGAAGCGUAUCCGCUUUAUGUCCGACCGCACGGGAUGGCAUUGGCAACUGCGACGACGUGGUUCUUUAAUUUCGUUCUGGGAAUUACAUGGCCGGCUAUGCAGAGUGCAUUUACGGCGCAUGGUGCUUUUGCCUUUUAUGCCGGGUGGAAUCUUGUCGGAUGGUGGCUUGUUUUGCUCUUUAUGCCCGAGACGAAGAAUAAGACUCUUGAGGAGUUGGAUCAGGUCUUUUCAGUGUCGACUAAGUUCCACGCGCAGUACGGACUGAGGCAGAUUCCGUAUUUUGUAAAGAGAUUUAUUUUGCGGAAGGAUGUCAAGCCGGAGGUUUUGUAUGAGAGGGAGUACGUGGGUCCAGUGCAUGAGGAUUUGGGAUAUAAUGCUUGA